Messenger RNA from Zea mays, 998 nucleotides. RefSeq lists its product as uncharacterized. Gene Ontology annotation, biological process: abaxial cell fate specification; cell fate commitment; multicellular organism development. Gene Ontology annotation, cellular component: nucleus. The record is from RefSeq and is a predicted model, not a curated record. The coding region runs from base 381 to 998 and encodes 205 amino acids. NCBI's taxonomy places the organism in Eukaryota, Viridiplantae, Streptophyta, Magnoliopsida, Poales, Poaceae. The transcript is spliced from 6 exons.
UCAACCCGCCGCGCCCCCCUUCACAAUAGGAGCCAGAACAAAAAAAAAACCACUACUCCUCUCUCUCCCUCACACACAGAGUGAGAGAGAGAGAGACGCACAAGAAAUCAGUAGGUCAAUCUCUCCUCUCACCUUUACAUCGUCUUUGUAUUUACAAAGUUGUUGAUGACUUGAUGUAGAGGCUGUACCUGCUGGUUUGCUACCCCUAGCUAGCUAUAUGUCGUCCAAUCCUAGUUGAGCUCUCGAUCUGGAUGGCCCUCUGAUUAGUCGUCCUUUGCUUGGUGGUGCCUGCUGUGUAUAUCGCCACCCCGGCCGCUUGCUUCCGCUAGUAGCUAGUCCCUUCUUCUCUUCUCGAUCAGUUUGUUUAAUUGGCAGAGCGUAUGUAUCACACCCAAGGCGAAGGAAUGUCGUCGGCGGCCCAGAUCGCGCCGGUGCCGGAGCAUGUAUGCUACGUGCACUGCAACUUCUGCAACACAAUUCUCGCGGUGAGUGUCCCGGGUCACAGCAUGCUGAACAUGGUGACAGUCCGUUGUGGGCACUGCACUAGCCUGCUGUCGGUGAACUUGAGAGGACUCAUCCAAUCACUCCCUGUCGUCCAGAAUCACUACUCACAGGAGCAUUUCAAGGUCCAAAAUUUCAGCUUUACUGAGAACUAUCCAGAGUAUGCAGCACCACCUUCGUCUUCGAGAUACCGCAUGCCAACGAUGUUGUCAGCAAAAGGUGAUCUGGAUCAUAUGCUGCACGUCCGUGCUCCAGAGAAGAGGCAGCGUGUUCCUUCAGCAUAUAACAGAUUUAUUAAGGAAGAGAUACGAAGGAUUAAAGCAAACAACCCGGACAUAAGCCAUAGGGAAGCUUUCAGCACUGCAGCAAAGAAUAAGUACAUGUGGGCACAUUUUCCGAACAUUCAUUUUGGACUCGGGCCCUAUGAAAGCAGCAACAAGCUUGAUGAGACCAUUGGUGCAACGGGUCAUCCUCGGAAAAUUCAAGAUCCCUACUAA